AUGGAUGAAAAAAAGAAACGUAUUAUGAAUCGUUCAUCAUUAAGACAAUGUGUUGACGAACAUGGUGAAAAUAUUAAUUUAGAUUGUCAACAAUUAACUCCAAUUUCAAUUGAUUAUUUACCAUCAUCAACAAUUAUUUCACCUAAACAACAUCGAUCUUCAACAAUAAAUCAACAAACAGAAUUAUUUUCCAAUAAUCAACAAUUAAUAUAUAAUCAAAAUAUUCUUCCAAUAACACCAAUAAGUCGAAAACGACCUAGAGGAGAAGUUGAUUAUUUUAUUCCAGAACAUGAUCAACAUACUAAUAAACGAACUCGACGUGAACCUACGAAUAGUAUUGAAUUAGAAAAUCAACCACCACGCACAACAAUACAACAUCGAUCUUUAUUUUUAUAUCAUCCAAGACAAAAUUGGAAUAAUUUACAAAUACAAAAUGAAAUUACAUCAUCAUUUAAUCCAUUAUUACCAUCAUUAUCAAACUAUCAUCAAUUAAAUACAACAUCAAAUCAUGAAUAUGAACAAAAUCUAACUAAUCAUUUUUCUUCUCCAUGUGAUUUACAUACGGAACAUCAUACAAAUCAACAUUUAUGUAUGUUUGGAAAUGAUACAUUCAUGAAUCCUAAUCAAAAGAGUACACAUUCUAAUUCAUCAAUGAAUAGAAUUAAAAAUCAUAUAUGUUUAUUAUCUCCACAAACAAAUAUAACUAGUCCAUUACGUACAACAAAUUUUGUUCUUGAUAGUAAACAACAAACAAUAAUACGAACAGGAAAUAUUUCACCAGCACAUUCAGAUUCAUCAACUGAAUCAACAUCAACAUGUUCGUCUGAUGAACAACAAUUUCAUUAUCAUUCAUAUCAUCAACUAUCACGUUCAUAUCGUGAACGUGAAAAUUAUGAACAAUUAUUAGAUUUAGCAGAAAAAUUAUCUGAUCCAAAUCGUUAUAAAAAAGUUGAUAUUGAACAAUUUUUUUCAUAUCAUUAUAAAACGAUAAUAACAACAACAACAACAAAACCAACAACAGAUAUAUUAUCAUCGAAACAAACAGCUUGUGUUAUUUGUAUGUCACAUUUUAAAAAUGGACAACAUAUACGAGUACUUCCAUGUCAACAUGAAUAUCAUUCAAAAUGUAUUGCACGAUGGUUUACUAUGAAUUCAUCAUGUCCUAUAUGUCGACGAGAUAAUUUUUUAACGACUUGCUGA
Rotaria sordida is the source of this 1200-nucleotide messenger RNA. Lineage: Eukaryota; Metazoa; Rotifera; Eurotatoria; Philodinida; Philodinidae. The record is from the annotation of a GenBank genome assembly.